AUGCAUUUCACAGCUAAUUUCAGUGGUGCUUCCAGGUUCAUCGGAAUCUCUGGUCCUUAUCUGACCUGGCUUGAUGCUCAGGCUUACUGCCGAACACAUCACACAGACUUGGCCAGCUCUCUUAACAGCUCAGAUAACAACUACCUAUGGAAGCUGAGGGACAUCCAAGGUGAUUCCUGGAUUGGGCUCUACAGAGACACCUGGAAGUGGUUAGAUGGAACCAUCGCUUCAAACCUACCAUGGGCUUCUGGACAACCAGAUAAUUAUUUUGGCAAUGAGAACUGUGCAAUGCAAAUUAGCAAAGUCUUUCAUGAUUAUUACUGCAGCUACCAGCCCUAUUUCUACGGUCACACCAAUGAAGCAGAAACUGGAAGAACAUGGCAUGUUGGAGAACACCACUGUGACCUGGAGGGUGCAGCCAGAUGGAAACAUCUUCCGCAAGAAAAACAAAGAUGA
Tachysurus vachellii is the source of this 456-nucleotide messenger RNA. RefSeq names its product C-type lectin lectoxin-Lio2-like. The record is from RefSeq and is a predicted model, not a curated record. The transcript has 2 exons. NCBI's taxonomy places the organism in Eukaryota, Metazoa, Chordata, Actinopteri, Siluriformes, Bagridae. The coding region runs from base 1 to 456 and encodes 151 amino acids.